AUGAAGUUUGUCAGCAUCCUCCUCCCCUUUGUGGCCUUUGCGAUCUCGUGCACUGCCAUUGCAGUGCCCCAACCUGAUGCCUCUGGAGCUGACGAACCCUACAAGUAUGACGACUCGGAGGACGUUGGCAAGGGUGCCAUCGAGCCUCACGAUGUCAAGUGGAAGCAGACCGAGGACAAGCCUCUCUCGCAACUCAAGGGAGGACUCGGCUCUUCGGUCGAGGGCUUCUUCCCUGACAUGUCGGCCGAGAAGGUCGGUUUGGGUUGCGGUCUCAACUGGGACAAGGGCCAACUUCACGCUGGCUUUGACGGCGGCGAUCCCAACAGUGGCGUUGGAGGCGGAUUCACUUGGACUAAGCAGGCGCUCAGCAGCAUCGUCGGCGUUCACUUUGGUGAGACCAAGAUCAACCUGAACCUGACCGUCACCGAUCAGAACAAGGUGCUCUUCACUAUCAACGACAAAGAUGUUGACUGGAACCAGGUGAUGCAGCUCACAACUAAACCCAUCCCGCCGCAGCCCAUUCAAGACGGCAACGCCCCAGCUCCCCAGUCGCCACUGCCCGUUCAGCACGACAAGGAGCCCAAGCCGGACGCCUGA
Molecule: messenger RNA, 597 nt
Organism: Mycosarcoma maydis (corn smut)
Lineage: Eukaryota; Fungi; Basidiomycota; Ustilaginomycetes; Ustilaginales
Exons: 1
Coding region: 1-597 (198 amino acids)
Source: RefSeq, a predicted model, not a curated record